Molecule: messenger RNA, 3608 nt
Organism: Numida meleagris (helmeted guineafowl)
Lineage: Eukaryota; Metazoa; Chordata; Aves; Galliformes; Numididae
Gene: ELF5
Product: E74 like ETS transcription factor 5
Exons: 7
Coding region: 126-974 (282 amino acids)
Biological process (GO): regulation of transcription by RNA polymerase II; cell differentiation
Cellular component (GO): nucleus
Molecular function (GO): sequence-specific DNA binding; DNA-binding transcription factor activity, RNA polymerase II-specific
Source: RefSeq, a predicted model, not a curated record
CCCACAGGUGGCUUUAUUUCCAAGCACUGGGCUGCGCUGCUGCUGACGCCUCCUGCUCCCCCUGGCUCUCAAGACUGCUUCUGGAUUUAGCUGCUGCAUCAGGAGUGAGCGCCUGCCUGCAAGUGAUGCUGGAUUCAGUAACCCACAGCACAUUUCUGUCAAACACGAUGGUUUGUGAUCCCCUGAUGUCUUGGACAGAGAUAUUUGGGACAACUGAAGAUGACUAUCCCACCUGUGACCAUCAGACAGAUUCUGAUUCUUUCUGGACAUCCAUCCACCCGGAGCACUGGAGUAAGCACAACGUCUGUGAAUGGCUGCAGUUCUGCUGUGACCAGUACAAGCUAGAUGCCAACUGCAUUUCCUUUUCCCAUUUUAAUAUCAGUGGCUUACAGCUGUGCAACAUGACUCAGGAAGAGUUCCUGGAUGCUGCAGGCAUUUGUGGUGAAUACUUGUAUUUCAUCUUACAGAACAUCAGGAUGCACGGCACUUCAUUUUUUACUGAUGUAGAAGAAACAAAAUUAUCCAACAAGGACUGUGACCUUUUGACCAAGUUGCCACCAGACUCAGGAGUUCCUUCUUCACUUCUCACGUUAUUCUGUAGUUCAGUCCCGGUGCGUGAUAAGGCAUGCAUGAGGGCAGGUGGCAUCAGCGGCCAAGAAUGUCACAGUCAUGGUAGAACAAACCUGCAGAGUUCUCAUUUGUGGGAAUUUGUAAGAGACCUCCUCCUUUCUCCUGAAGAAAAUAGUGGCAUUCUGGAAUGGGAGGACAGGGGACAAGGCAUUUUUCGGGUUGUUAAAUCAGAAGCUCUGGCAAAGAUGUGGGGACAAAGGAAGAAAAAUGACAGAAUGACAUACGAAAAAUUGAGCAGAGCUCUUCGAUACUAUUAUAAAACAGGCAUUUUGGAACGAGUGGACAGAAGGCUGGUGUACAAGUUUGGGAAGAAUGCCCACGGAUGGCAGGAGAGCAAGAUAUGAACUGCUCAGUGCUUCCACACAUGCUCGGCACAAAAGACACCAUAAUCUGGAUGGUCCAGCUGCAGUGGACACUUGAGAGAGAGGUUUUCCUCUCCCUCUCUCCUCUCAGCCCGUCUGGACGAAUUCAUUGCAGUCUGCUUCAGGAGACAGGCUACAACAUCAAAAAGAGCACUUGAAUUUUGGAGUCAUUUUUGCCUUUGUGUUUUCUGCCAAGCACUGUCUGCUAGCAAGCCUUUAGGAAUAUUUUUACCUGCUGCUCAAGUGACAACUAAAACCUGCCUGUCUCCCCUGUCUCAGCCGGCAUGGUCACUGACCAGCACGAAAUUCCUCCCUGUUCUGCUGCCAUUUAAAGCAGAAUAUUUAGAGACAUUUCCCAGUUAUGUUACAGUAUUUCUAAAGAAUGUAGAAAAGCUUCUUUUCCAUUUGAUGAGAAAAACACUCUUCUGAUCCAUUCCACUCCAAAUAAUUGCAUUUCUCAGAUAUGCCACAAACCCAUGUGUUGUUUAAAACAUGCAGUCCACUCUCCUCUAUGUGCCUGGAUUUAAUAUGUCCAGUCAACCUAGUUAACAAAAAAAAAAAUCAAAUUCAAUUCUGAAAUAUAUACAUCAAGUAGUCACCACCUUUAGCUACUAAUUCCAUCUGUGCAAAGAUAUAGAACAACACACACUUGAUGUAUUUGGUUUUUUUUUUUCAUGAAGGUGAAUUUAAGUCACUUCCACAUUUGGAAGAAGCAGUUCUGGAUAGAGUACAAGAAUUUGCUGAAGUAGAUUAGUUUUAAAAUGUAAAUGAAUAUUUGUGGAGACGUUUCUAAAGAGCCUUUGCCCACAUCUGUACAGACAUCAGUUGAACAGAGCAGCUUAUGACACAGUGUUGUACAUAUACCAAUAAAAUUAAUGUGUGGUGCAUGCCCUCAGCUGCUCCAUAGAUCAACCCAACAAUAAGCAAAUUUUUUAGAAUGAAAGGCGGUAUAUGAGAAUUCAUCUGCGGUUUUUGGAAGUAACAUAAUUAUUCUGUAGUUUUACAGGGAUUGCUUCUUCAACAUAAUAAAUUUAAGCUACAGCUGUAAAUCCGUAACUGCUUUAGGCUUACCCCAAGUGGCAUUCAGGGAGGUUCAAUGGGGUUCUAACUUUGCUUACCAAUGGACAGCUCUGCACCCAUUACUCUGCAUAACCUCAGUUCACUGAGGUGUUCCUUAACCCUAAAAGCCUUUUUCUUGCAAUUCAGAAAACGAUGGUAUUAUUUGCAAUAGGAAUUAUCUUUCAAGGCAAGUGACUGUUUUAAGAAUUGGGAUUAUCAAACUAAGCACUGCUGCAGCAACCCUAUUCCAGGUACCUCACUACAUGGGAUGAGUGGGCAACAGCUGGGAUGGAGGACAGUGGUUCCUGACUUUAGAACCUAGAUAAUGCCCCAGCUCUACCAACAGCCUGCAAAAUUCACACUAGAGAUGACUACCAACGAGGUUUCUUCCAGAAACUACGCAUAUUUGUUUGGAAAGACUCAUCUUUCUCCUAUUUCUCAUCCUUUUGUUUGUUUUUAUCUGCAGAACAGCUACAGAUAUUCUUUCUGGGAAAUAAAUCCCUUAGGGAUAAAACACAGCAUAAGGGGCAUGCUGUGAAAAAUGCUCAAAAGUUUGUUGCAGCUGCCUAUUUCAUAAUAUGGGAAAACAACUUGGCUGAAGGAAACAUCGUCAGUCACAACCAAAACAAGGGCACUAAUCUUGACAUAGAAACAUAUGUCAGUCAAUGACAAGACGUAGAACUGAGGGAUGUAGAUUUUCAAAUAUAUCUAGCAUCUGUGUAAUUUAGGUAGUAAAAUAUAGUACAAAUAUUCUGGUUAGGCUGCUAAUAAAAAAAAAAAUCAAGCCUUCACACUCUUGAAAACUAGCAGGAAUUACCAACGUUCCAGGACCAUCACACACAAAACACAGCCAGGCAGUCCUCCUGUGCCACGUCCAAAGCAGAUCAACAAGCCUCUAGGUCCCAGUCCAGUUAUGAAGAUUUACUGUAGAGAUGUGCUUAAAAUGUGAACAACUGUAAAGUACCUCCUCUUAGAUUUGUAUAGUUUUCUGCCCACUGCAACUUGUUAACAACACGAAUGAAGGUGCAUGCCUUUCUUCCAUUCAUGUCUCCCUAACUCAUACCAAGGGUACACAGAACCACUCCCUGGAGGCAGGACCUUGUAGCCUGGGCCUGUCCACGUGUGGGCCAGGGCAGAGCCAGGCACCUCCCUGGGGGCCAGGCCCAGGGUGACACCCAGGCCUGAUGGCUGUGAGGGCAGGGACAGCUGGGACUGGGCAGUCAAUGGGGCCUUGGUCAGGGCCACCGUGGGGGGAGGUCAGGCAGGGUCAGUCAGCUCAAGAACAUAUAACUGACUCUAGUUCUGCCAUAGGAAUGGAAGUGCAGAAGAUAAGAUGAUGCUAAUCAGAACAGAUUUCACUAAAUUUAAUCCAUUAGUUCAAUCUCUUCCUUGAGCAGCUAAUCCAGGCAGUGCAGAUAUAGAAAACACAGCAAAAAGCUAUUUCAGAUAUUGUUAACCACAAGUCUGAGCACACAGUGGAGAAUGCUUUGGAAGGGAGUGGCCUGUUUAGGCACAGUUUAGAAAUAAUCUGAUAAAAAUCUGAAAGUCUUAAAAAGG